AUGGCAUUCGCAAAAGUCUUACUCCAGCGGCUGCAAGCGCCGGGCGCGCACGUUUUUCUCCCAAACACCCCCUCUGCCGCCGCCUCCGCGCACCUGGCGUUGGAGUCCGCCGAUCCUCUUCCCCCCGCCCCCGCUUCCGCCGAUUUUUCCGCUCCAUCCUUCCCUUGCGCGAAAAAGAGCAAUGGUGGGGCCAUUGUGGACUGGUGGUAUCCUCUUAACGAGGUAAGCAAAAGGUCGGGGAUAGACGGCGGCGUGGGGAAGGGAAAAGGGGAGGUGAAGGCGGGUAAAUGGCCGGAGGAGGAGAAUGGGGAGAAGGAGAAGAAGGCGGGGAAGGGUAAGACGGGGGGGAAGGGGAAGAAGGUGGGGAAAGGAAAGAAAGGAGCGAAGGGGAAGAAGGGGAAGAAGAGAGCGAAUGGGGGGCAAGAUUGGGAGAAGAUUGGGGAGGAGAGAGGGAGUGUGGAGAGAAGAGGUGCAAAGAAGCGAAAGGGGAAGCCCCACCAGUACUGUGCAGGGGGAGGUGCCGCUACUGCUGAGGGCCCGACGUUUGAGGCUCCUCAAAAGAAGCAAAAGGGGAAGCUCCACCUAGUCUGUGCGAGGGGGGUUGCUGCCAGUGCUGAGGGGCACGAUCCGCUUGAGAACCGGCUUCCUUCUGAGUCAUCUCAGAAGCUAUCUCACCAGUUCUGUGUGCGAGGGGUUGCUGCCGCUGCUGAGGGCCAGGAUCAGCCUGAAAACCGGCUGCAUAUGCUGUGGCCAAGAGCAGCAGAGGAGAGGGAGGGGGUUGAUUGCAAUCAGCAGGAGCGGUUGCAGCAGGGAGGUGUGGGGGGAGGGGGGGGAAAGGUUGGUGCGGCGGAGGUGAGGGAUAGAGGACGGGAAGGAGUGGGUGGUGGUGUUUCAGCGUGUGGGAAAUGUGAAGGGUUGGAUCGAAGGGAUGAGGGAGGAGGCGUUGACUUAGACGGAAGGGAUAAGAGGGGAGGUGCGGGAAGAGGCGAGGAAGGAGAGGAGAACGAGGGGGAGGAGGAGGAGGAAAAUGGGGAAGGGCAGGAUGAGCGGAAGAAUACGGAUGGAAACAAUGGGAAGGAACGAAAAGAGGAGGAGAGGAAGGAGGAGCAAGGGAAGGAGAAGGAGGGGAAGGAGGCGGAAGGGCACGAUGAGAAGGAACAAAAAGAGGAGGAGAGUAAGGAGGAGCAAGGGAAGGAGAAGGAGGGGAAGGAGGCGGAGAUGGGGAAGGAGGAAAGGAUGGAGAAAGGAUCAGAGGGUGCGACGGGCUUACUAGUUUCUGGUUUUGAGUCGACUCAAAAGCAGACGGGCUUAGUUUCUGGGCGGGCACGAAACAGGGAGGUGGAGCGAGAAAAAGAGAAGCAGGAGCGAGAGCAGGGAGGAGAGGAGAAGGAAGACGGGAAUAAGAGGGGAUUGGAACGGGAGGAGGGGAAGGGGGAGGGAGAGGAGACAGAAGUUGAAGAAAAGGAGAUGGAGAAGAGUAGGGGGUUGUUGCAGGGGCUGGGGAAGCAGGAGGAGGGAAAGCAAGAGGAGGGGAAGCAAAAUGAGGGAGAACAGGGGAAAGGGGAGAAUCAGGGGGGAGAGAAGGAAGGCGGAGAAAGGAAGGAAGAAAACAAGGAAGGGGAUGCGCAGGGGUGCAAUAAAGAGGAAGAAGAAGAGGAGGAGUCGGAGGGGGAGAGGGAUGGAGGAGGCGAAACGACAAGGAAGAGAAAGCGCGAGGAAGAUUCCUCCUGGUGGUGGCGAGAUUUGGACGGACCUGAGGAGGAGGAGGAGUGGGUAGCAGGAGAGGGAGUGAGGAGGAAGUGGGGGAGAGCGCGGAGUGUGAGGGAGCUGCUCAGUGCCACGUCAGCAGUGGGGAAGAGGGUCGUAUGGUGGAGGAAGAAGUACAAGAAGAAAGGGGUUGCAGGGAAGGGGAGUGUGGGGAAGGGGAUUGGGGGAAAGGGAGGUUGGGGGAAAGGGAGUGGGGGGAAGGGGCGCUGGGGGAACAAAAUGCAGGGGAAGGGGAAGGGUAAGGGGAAGGGUAAGGGUAAGGGGAAGGGGAAAGGGAAAGGAAAUGCUAAGUGGGAUCAAAAGGAUGGGAAAGAGGAGGGAAGGAGUGAUGGUGCUGGGUGGGCAGGGCGGUUGCGGGGAAGGGACAGGGCAGCAGGCAGUAGUGUUGCAAGUGGUGCUGCAAGUGGUGCUGCAAGCAAUGUGGAAGCAGGGAAUGCUGCCGCUGGCAGUGCUGCGGCAAGCAACGGGAGCAAUGAAACAGAUGCGAAGGCGGGUGGAAAGUGCAAUCCAAAGAAGGCCGCAGGAAAGAACGUGUCAGUGGUGACAAAGUUGGCAAAUGCGAGAAUGGCGGCUGCAGCUGGAAAGGCGCCAGCAGUGGAAAUAUUGCCGGAAGCAGCAAGAGAAGUGUCAGCAGCAGGAAAGGCAGAGGGCAAGGCAGAGGGGAAGGCAGAGGGGAAGGCAGAGGGGAAGGCAGAGGGGAAGGCAGAGGGGAAAGAGGGCACGGCGGCAGCAGCUAGAAAAGAGUCAGCAGAAAAACAAUUGUCGGCAGCAAAGAAAGGGUCGGCAGCAGGAAAGGCAGAGAGGGUGGGGGAGGACGAGGAGGAGGAGGGGGUGGAAGAGGCGGAGGAGGAGGAGGAGGAGGAGGAGGAGGAGGAGGAGGAGGAGGAGGAGGAGGAGGAGGAGGAGGAGGAGGAGGAGGAGGAGGAGGAGGAGGAGGAGGAGGAGGAGGAGGAGGGGGGGGGGGGGGGGAGGAGGAGGAGGAGGGGAAGGAAAAGGGGAAGGAGGAGGGGACGGAAGGGAGGGAGGAAGUGGGGAAGGAGGGUGUGGAGGAGGGGGUGCAGGGAGGGGAGGGAAGGGGGAACUGUAGCAGAGAAGAAGCUGGAGGAAUAG
Messenger RNA from Closterium sp. NIES-65, 2877 nucleotides. The record is from the annotation of a GenBank genome assembly. Lineage: Eukaryota; Viridiplantae; Streptophyta; Zygnematophyceae; Desmidiales; Closteriaceae.